AAAUCAUAUGCGCCCGUCCGCGUGGGACGUGCCUUGCGAGUGGUUGUCAGCCCGCCAGCCCGCUUCACCUUGCAUGCCCACCGACAACUCAGUGCUCCCUGCUGCAACCCACUGAAUCGUGCCGACCCUUGUGUUCCCCGAGACUCAAUCGUCGACUGGCUGGACGCCCGCCGCCCGCGACUGCCCAAGCUUCAACCACCUGGCACGCUGCUUUCUCGCCGCAUGGUGGCGAAAAAAAAAAAGGUUCAGGCGCACUUGAACACAAAGGGUCGCAUUCUUGGCACUCUAUUCCCUCCCGGUCCAUCUUAUAACGGCAGGCCCUGCAGCCGAACACUUCUAGAAGAUCAGAUUACAGUCUACUAGUCAUUGUCUCCACACACACUCUCUCUCUCACUCACACUCUCACACAUCCUCACACUAACACCCAACCCACGACACCAACCACCUGGCAGUCAAAAAGAACUGCUCCCCUCCUUCUGCAACCACCCGUCCUGCUCCAGAACUCGACCCACAGUCCGUGCCACAGCUUCACACGUCAAUUCAGCCCCCUAAGUUGUUAUAUCUCUGUCACAUCCAUCAUGGCAACCUCCAACGGGUCCUCAAACACCACCGUCAACUUGGCCGCCCCGGCUACCAACGGCAGUACCAAUGGCGCUAACAAAAACUCCUUCGCCGUCAAGGCCGGCCUCGCUCAGAUGCUCAAGGGUGGAGUCAUUAUGGACGUCGUGAACGCCCAGCAAGCCCGCAUCGCCGAGGAAGCCGGCGCCUGUGCUGUCAUGGCCCUCGAGCGUGUCCCCGCUGAUAUCCGGAAGGACGGCGGUGUUGCACGCAUGAGUGACCCAGCAAUGAUCAAGGAGAUCCAAGACGCCGUUACAAUCCCAGUCAUGGCCAAGGCCCGUAUCGGCCACUUCGUCGAGUGCCAGAUCCUCGAGGCUCUAGGUGUGGACUACAUUGACGAGUCUGAGGUUCUCACCCCUGCGGAUGUCGCCUACCAUGUAGAGAAGAACAACUUCAGUGUGCCUUUUGUCUGCGGUUGCCGGAACCUGGGUGAGGCCCUCAGACGUAUCACCGAAGGAGCCGCCAUGAUCCGCACCAAGGGAGAGGCGGGCACUGGAGACGUAGUCGAGGCCGUGAGACACAUGCGCCAGGUCAAUGCCGACAUCGCCCGGGCGCAGGCGGCGCUUGCCAAGGAGGGGGAGCUCGGAAUCCGAGCCCUUGCCAGGGAGCUGGGCUGUGACGCCGCGCUCCUCAAGCAGACCGCGGAGCAGGGUCGUCUGCCUGUCGUGAACUUCGCGGCCGGGGGAGUCGCAACGCCUGCGGAUGCCGCCCUCAUGAUGCAGCUCGGGUGCGACGGUGUCUUUGUCGGUAGCGGCAUCUUCAAGUCAGGAGACGCUGCGAAGAGGGCCAAGGCCAUCGUCAAGGCCACAACUCACUUCAAGGACCCCAAGGUGCUGGCAGAGUGCAGCACUGGUCUCGGGGAGGCCAUGGUCGGAAUCAACUGUGGCAACAUGAGAGCGGACGAGAAGCUGGCCGGCCGAGGAUGGUAGUUUCGGCACUUUGCGCAGGUUUGGGCACAUGUGCGCACAUAUUCUGGUUGCUUUCUAUCAAUUGCUUUACAAGACAGCGGAUGUGAAACUGACCCACAGAGGGUGACGGGUGAACAUAUACAUACCUGGGCGGUUUUGCAAGAUCUACUUUUUCGGCGUCAAAAAGACACAGCAGCAACUUGUUUCUGUAUGACGAGGACUCUUGUAGCUAAGACUAUCACUUGAACGAGUUAAAGCUCUGUGACGCUCAACUAUAGGCUCGGAAGGAAAAGAUUCAUCGGCUACGGGAUCGUCAGAGUGGCUUUUGCCUCGAGGUCUCGGCUGCCAGCUUCAAUAUAGAACACAUGCGGUUUUGUUCUUGA
Messenger RNA from Diaporthe batatas, 1909 nucleotides. RefSeq lists its product as uncharacterized. Gene Ontology annotation, molecular function: amine-lyase activity. NCBI's taxonomy places the organism in Eukaryota, Fungi, Ascomycota, Sordariomycetes, Diaporthales, Diaporthaceae. Gene Ontology annotation, biological process: amino acid metabolic process; pyridoxal 5'-phosphate biosynthetic process; pyridoxine biosynthetic process. The transcript is spliced from 2 exons. The coding region runs from base 579 to 1547 and encodes 322 amino acids. The record is from RefSeq and is a predicted model, not a curated record.